UCAUUUAUAAUCUAUUCACACAAAAAUUGAGAGAACCAUGGGUGUUUGUUAUUCUUGCAAUACAUCCUCAAUAUUCAAAAACAUGAUAAGAGUAGUUCAUCUCAAUGGUUUUGUUGAAGAUUUUUAUCAACCGAUUUCAGCAAGCCAAGUUAUUGGUAAUCUACCAAAACACUUUGUUUGUACUUCAGUACAGCUUCUAUCAUCAUCCUACAAACCAUUGAAACGAGAUAACAGUCAACUCUUACCUGGUCAACUAUAUUUCAUCCUACCAUACUCAGUGCUCCAGGCGGAUGUUUCUCCUAUGGAUUUGGCUUGCCUAGCGAGAAGGCUCACUGCAAAAGGCAAAGCCAAAAACAAACCAUGUGAUUACAAUAAGUCACCAUCAAGGAGUCCUUGUAGAGUUGGGAUGGAAGAGAAAGUUAUGAUGAAAGGAGGAAGAAGCUCUUGUAGAGUGCAGUCAUGGAAACCUAUCUUGGAAAGUAUUGCUGAGAAAUCGCUCAACAGGAGAAGUGAAUCAGAUUUGCAAGAAAGUAUGUGUGUAAUGAUUAUAAGUUAGGAAGUAGGAAGUCAUAAUUUAUUUUAGACUUCUUGUAUCUGAUUUUCUAAAAAGUUUGUUUGGAUGAAUUUAUUAAUUCUUAGAUAAGUCAAAAAAAUAUCCAUGCAAUUUUCUAGUUAUUUGAAAACGUGUACACUGCAGCACAUUUGGAUAUUUACAGGACAGGCUAUUUUAAUGAUCAAAAGAUGGUUUUUCUAUAGUCUUUACAUUCACAGCCGUGUUUUUCUUCAAGAGGCAAGCUUCUGUUCUUUGCACCAGAGGUAGGCUAGUUUUUUCUUCACUUGAGUGCUUUUUAAUUGAUAUCUAGACUCUCAAAAUACUUUUUAUCAAAUCCAAUCACAUAAAAUGUGGUGGACACCUCAUCUUAACCCAAAACAUUAAAAUAUUAAAUAUAUAAAUCUUCUAAGUUGAAAUUGCUACAAAUUUUUAAAAUAUUCUUUAAUAUAAUUUGUAUCAAAAUGGUUGAAUAUCCUAGAAGUAUAAUAUGUAUGAAUAUGGUAGAAGAAUAUAAAAUUAUAAGUGUAUGGAAAAGCUAGAUAGAA
This is a messenger RNA of Vicia villosa (hairy vetch), 1098 nucleotides long. RefSeq lists its product as uncharacterized. Lineage: Eukaryota; Viridiplantae; Streptophyta; Magnoliopsida; Fabales; Fabaceae. The record is from RefSeq and is a predicted model, not a curated record. Bases 38 to 556 code for a protein of 172 amino acids. The transcript has a single exon.